GUUUGACGCAUAGUUUGACGUAUGACAACUUUCAUUGUGUUUAUUUGUGUUUUGCGUAUAUAACUAAAAUUGAACGUAUUUAUUGAAGUUUUUAACGUUAAUAAGAAUCUGAUUAAUGGUUAUUGUUUUUUUAACCGUUGCGAUUUUCCUUGUUGACAUAAAUCUUAAGAUUUUUGUGUGAACGGAUUUAAUAAUAACAAAAAUAUUUCAACUGUAAUUGGCCAAGAAAUAAAACUGUUGAAGAAAAAAUGUAAUAAUGGACAAAGAGAUUGUAAACGAGUUUAAAUCUGAAUGGAAAGAAGAAGAUCGCGAGGCUGUAACGCAGGUUUUAAUUACAGAUAAUAUCGAUAAUACGUUAGACAUAAACGCAUUGGAAGAAUUAAAUUCCAAAGAAAUUAAAGACGAGAAUGAAAAAAAUGACACCAAGCCUGAUCAGAAAAAUGAACAUUGUGAAUCUGAUACUGAUGAUAUAUUGGAUAUAAACGUUUUGCAGGAAUUAAACUCGAAAGAAAUUGAAAACAAGAAUCCAAUAAAUGACACCAAACCAGAUGAGACAAAUGAGAAUAGUUUACCUGAUUCUGACGAUAUAUUGGAUAUAAACGUUUUGCAGGAAUUAAACUUGAGAGAAAUUAAAAACAAGAAUCUAAUAAAUGACACCAAGCCAGAUGAGACAAAUGAAAAUAAUUUACCUGGUACCGAUGAUAUAUUGGAUGUAAACGCUUUGGAGGAAUUAAAUUCGAAAGAAAUUAAAAGCAAGAAUGUAAUAAAUGACACAAAGCCAGAUCGGACAAAUGAGCAUAGUUUACCUGAAAACGUUGUUAAUGAAAUGAUGUUGGAAUGGAACGGUGAAACAAGCACAGAUGGUGAAAAAUUUGUACAGAAGACCCAACAUACCAUAGAUGAUGAAAAUGGCCCUACUGACGACCACAUGCGAGUGCUGAACGAGUACUUCGGCCACACCGACUUCAGGCCAAUGCAAUGGUCGAUAAUAUCGUCAAUAAUCCACGAAAAACAAGAUAACUGUUCCAUAAUGGCCACCGGUUAUGGAAAAUCUCUGUGCUAUCAAUUCCCGCCAGUAUAUUUGAAUGGAGUUGCCAUCGUGAUAUCUCCAUUGAUUUCCCUCAUGCAGGACCAAGUGCUCGCUCUAACCGAAGCCGGUAUACCAGCCUGUUACUUGGGUUCAGCAAACAAAAAUUCGGCCGAGACCGAGCGACAGAUUUUCGAGAAUCGUUAUCGGUUAGUUUACAUCACGCCGGAAUUCGUGGACGGGAGUGGACAACCGUUAAUACGAAAGAUGCGGGAAAAAUUAAAGAUUGUUCUGGUGGCCGUCGACGAAGCACACUGCGUCAGUUUUUGGGGCCACGACUUUCGGUUUACGUACCGGAAGUUGCAAGUUAUAAAAGAAAUGUUACCCGAAGUGCCGAUAUUGGCGGUAACUGCUACCGCAACCACCAAAGUCCGGGACGACAUCAUCAAUUCCUUAAAAUUAAUAACCCCUUUAUUAACCUGUUCGGGCUUUAACCGACCCAAUUUGUACUUUGCUGUGUUCAAGAAAUCCUUCAUGAACGUAUGUGACGAUUUCAAUACCCAUGUAAUGGAAUAUAAAGAUAAUAAAUGGACAUUUCUGGGACCUACAAUUAUUUAUUGUCUCAAAAAAAAGGAAGCUGAGGAUAUUUCCUAUAAAUUAAACAAACGCGGUGCCAACACUCUGCCGUACCACGCCGGCCUCGACUUGGACCUGCGCAAAUCCACGCACAUGUCUUUUCUGAAGAACCGCGUCGAGUGCAUAGUGGCAACCAUAGCCUACGGCAUGGGCAUCGACAAGCCGGACGUGCGCAAUGUAGUGCAUUAUGGCACGUCCAGCAGCAUCGAGGGGUACUACCAGGAAGUGGGCCGCGCCGGCAGGGACGGCCGUCCUGCAAGGUGCGUCUGUUUCUAUUCGCAGGAAGAUUUCGAUCUUCACAGAUAUUUGGUAAAAGUAAGUGGAGGCAACGAAGGCAAAAAAGAAAAGCAGUUGCUUUGUCAAGAGAAAUAUUUAAUAACGAGAGAAUGUCGAAGAAAUUAUAUUCUUCGUCACUUCAAUGACGAUGAAGUUCCGGCCAAUCAACCCAAUUGUUGUGACAAUUGCGACAAAAUGAUCGCAAGAAAGUUAAAUGAUUUAAAUUUUACUCAAAAUUUAAAUCACACCAAACCAAAUGAACUUCCAAAAAGAACCAAAAGAAGUUCGACAGAAGAAAUUUACGAGGAGACUUUCGAGACUUCAAGACGUUCUAGGUUUAAUAACCAUAUAUUAAACAUGAUGUUCCCUGAACAGAGACGUAGAAGAAAGUUGGUUAUAGAAGUUAAGAUAGAUGUAUAAGUUAAAAUAAAAUUUAAAAAUUUGUUAUUUUGUUCAAAUAAUUAGCAGUCAUCUAAAAUUAUUUGGUUUAAAUUUUGGUCACAAGUUUAGUUUGGUAACAUAAAAAGGCUGCUAAUAUUUUGGAUCACUUUUAUAUUUAUGGAAUUACAAAUAAUUUUUAUAUUUUGGGUAAUUAGGUACCUAUUGGAAAUGUAAUUUUAUUACAAAUAAAUAAUUAUUUAUA
This is a messenger RNA of Brassicogethes aeneus, 2582 nucleotides long. The record is from the annotation of a GenBank genome assembly. Lineage: Eukaryota; Metazoa; Arthropoda; Insecta; Coleoptera; Nitidulidae.